Molecule: messenger RNA, 1209 nt
Organism: Plasmopara halstedii
Lineage: Eukaryota; Oomycota; Peronosporomycetes; Peronosporales; Peronosporaceae
Product: ankyrin repeat-containing domain protein
Exons: 1
Coding region: 1-1209 (402 amino acids)
Molecular function (GO): protein binding
Source: RefSeq, a predicted model, not a curated record
AUGAUGAGCUCGGAGCGUUUGGUGCUGUCGCUAGCUUUAGGCACUAUACUCGCGGUGUGCGGCUUAUAUUGUAACAAAUUAUUUAAUCGUCGUCGUCCAAAGAGCUUAGCAGCUGCAAGACUAGACGCGGCGCCUCGUGUACGACUCUCACAGCUGCAACAGUCAGGCUGUUGGGUGGCACUGUGCGGGACGGCGUUUGAUGUGACUGGAGAUCCGUUUUUUGACUUUAAGUGCGAUGGAAUUUACAGCCAUUGGAUAGGUCAUGACGUCACGAUGCUGAUUUUGCAGUUAGGACUCGUGCCGGACGCUGCGGACGAUGCGAAAGCAGUGAACAGCUACUUGGAUUGCGAGUUGCCGUUAGAUGCAUUUCAGGGUGAAGAGGAAGUGAAAAAGCGACGGUAUAAGCUUGUACAGGAGUGGUUUGUGCGCUUGUAUUCACGUUUUGAGGUAAUAGCCCAACUAAGCGACCGUUUUGUUGGUGAAAAGUGGGAGUCGCUUAGAGCGGAGCUCUUGUCGCCAGAAUUCAGACGAAGCACCGGCGGUAAAUGUCCGCUGGGAUUCGGUUCGAAGACAGAGAGCAAGGUAGUAACUUAUAAUCUAGAAACGAUAAGAAACCGGCGUUAUAUAAAAUUUCAAGGGCGAUGCUAUGAUGUGACGGAUUCGAAUUUAUUCCACCCAAAGGAUGGACAAUUUGCACAUUUUGUUGGACACGAUAUUACCUACGCGUUAGCAAUACAGUCCGCUCGGCAAGAAGAUUUGGAUGUGAUACCUAAUCGAGCUUAUACUUUUGAGGAACAGGUGUUAUUGGAAAGAUAUCGAAAAGCUUUUGCGCGUGAGUUGUUCCUUUUGGAAGUGGAGAAUGAAGAGAUGGAGAGUGUGGCUAGGACGGAGACGGUUAAUGUGCACCAAAUCAUCGAAAAAAGUGACAGUAUGACGCAGAAAGAGUGUGUACAUCGUUUGAAAAGAGCGCUUGAUAAAGCAAGCAAUGCUCAAGUUAACGCAGUUUGUUCUCGCACAACGAUGACUCCAUUACACAAAGCAGUGGAGAAAAAUAGACUGGAUCUUGUAGAGGAGUUAUUACGAGCGGGAGCCGAUGUAGAAGCGCGUGCAGCACUGUACGAUGACGAAACGCCAAUGCAAAUGGCUCGGCGCUUUCACUUUGACGACAUUGCCGCGCACUUGCAAUCUGUACGAGUGGGCAUCACCUGA